Molecule: messenger RNA, 1506 nt
Organism: Oppia nitens
Lineage: Eukaryota; Metazoa; Arthropoda; Arachnida; Sarcoptiformes; Oppiidae
Product: retinal dehydrogenase 2-like
Exons: 8
Coding region: 1-1506 (501 amino acids)
Molecular function (GO): aldehyde dehydrogenase (NAD+) activity
Source: RefSeq, a predicted model, not a curated record
AUGUCUGAAAUAAAUCGUAAUCCAGAAAUUAAAUACACACAGCUAUUUAUAAACAAUGAAUGGCUAAACUCGGAAAACGGUAAUACAUUUGAAACAAUAAACCCGACAACAGAACAAUCGAUAGCUCGGAUACAGUCGGCCGACAAUCGAGACAUCGAUAAGGCAGUCAAAGCCGCCCGACUAGCCUUCAAACGGGGAUCAGUUUGGCGUACAAUUGACGCCUCCGAAAGGGGUCGACUAUUGUAUAGAUUGUCCGAUUUGAUUGAUAGGGAUGCCGACUAUUUGGCCGAAUUGACCACAUUGGACACCGGUGCCGUAUAUAUGUCGGUUAGCCAAUCGAUAGUCAGAGUUGUUAAGAUUAUUCGCUAUUAUGCCGGUUGGUCGGAUAAAUUUCAUGGAAAGACAGUGCCGGCCGACAACGAUAACGGCCGCCAAAACAAAUUGUUGGCCAUUACCCGACUCGAACCGAUUGGCGUUUGCGGUCAAAUACUAACAUGGAAUACUCCAUUGUUUUCAUUGGCGGGUAAAUUGGGUCCCGCAUUGGCCACCGGUAAUGUUGUUGUCGUUAAACCCGCCGAACAGUCAACUUUAGCUAUACUAUAUGUGGCCAGUUUGAUAUUGGAGGCCGGUUUUCCGGCAGGUGUUGUCAACAUAGUACCCGGUUCUGGCCAGACAGCUGGUCGUGCACUGGCCGAGCACAUGGAUGUGGAUAAAGUAUUUUUCAACGGCUCCACACGUGUCGGACGACUCGUUCAGUUGGCUGUCGGCCAGUCAAACGGCAAAAGUCUAUCGCUUGAAACGGGUAGCAAAUCGCCGCUUAUUAUAUUUCCGGACACCGAUAUCGAUAGUGCAGUAUUAGAAGCGCACCAGACAACAUUCAAUAAUCAAGGUCAAACUUGCUGUAAACCCGGUCUUAUUUAUGUUCACGAAUCGAUAUACAAUAAAUUUGUUGAUAAAUCGGUAGAGUUGGCCAACAAAUCGAUAGUGUUGGGCAAUCCGUACGAUUCGUUAACAAAUUUUGGUCCACUAAUCGAUGGCCGACAAUAUGAAAAAGUUAUGUCAAUGAUAGAGACGGGUGUCCGGGAAGGCGCCCGACUGUUGACUGGUGGCAAACGAUGGGGUACUCAAGGAUACUAUAUUGAGCCCACUGUUUUUGCCGACAUCGAGGACAGUCAUGCUAUAGCCAGAGAGGAAAUUUUCGGACCGGUUCAGUGUAUACUUAAGUUUAGUACAAUCGACGAAGUCAUUGAUAGGGCAAAUAACAGUGACUACGGUCUGAAUGCGGGUGUUUUUACCGAUGAUAUCAACAAAGCACUGGUAGUCGCCAGUGAACUGCAAGUCGGAAAGGUAGCCAUCAAUAUGCACCGUUCGUUUAGAGUGCAGAUGCCGUUCGGCGGUUGCAAACAAUCAGGAUUUGGCCGAGUAUUUGGCAAAGACUGUCUACGAGAGUAUCUCAACGUCAAAUCGGUAAUCGUCAAGAUAAACGAUAAAAACUUGCUGGAAUAA